Eimeria acervulina is the source of this 1920-nucleotide messenger RNA. RefSeq lists its product as hypothetical. The record is from RefSeq and is a predicted model, not a curated record. The coding region runs from base 1 to 1920 and encodes 639 amino acids. Gene Ontology annotation, molecular function: nucleic acid binding. Gene Ontology annotation, biological process: DNA integration. The transcript has 4 exons. NCBI's taxonomy places the organism in Eukaryota, Apicomplexa, Conoidasida, Eucoccidiorida, Eimeriidae.
AUGCUGGGCGGCGCCAAAUAUUUUUCCACCCUCGACCUAGACGCACGCUUCCACCAGAUCCGCAUGCCCAAAGCGGAUCGCGGGAAGACAGCGUUCCGUUCCGUCUUGGGCCUGUUCGAACACAAAGUUAUGCCGUUCGCCCUGAAGGGUGCGCCCGCUACCUUUCAAGCCAGCAUAAAUACCUACUUGCAGCCCUUGCUAGGCCAUGGCGUUAUUGCAUAUCUUGAUAAUGCUUUCAUCUACUCCGUUGAACUUCCUUCUCACGUUGCUCUCCUACGAAAGGUGUUGAGCAUCUUUCUCACAAAUCAAUUUUACCCGAAAUUUCGCAAGUGCCAAUUCGCGCACCAGGAACUUACGUAUUUGGGAUAUACCAUCGGCGCAGAAGGGAUAAAAUCUGCAUCAGAGAAGAUUGAAGCAAACCGAGUUUGGCCAGAGGUGCUGGAGAACGAGACGCAAGUACGGCAAUUCCUUGGUACUGUUAAUUACUGUCGUAUGCUCAUGGGUCCCGAUUUUGCUGACAUUUCCCGCCCCCACGUUACCCUGACUCGCAAAGCCACCCCCUUUCACUGGACAGCCGCACACACCCAGGCGGUUCGCCACCUCAAGCAACGUCUCAUUGACUAUACCACCCGCCAGGUCCCAGACACCUCUAAGCCUUUUGAGCUCUACGCCGAUGCCUCCGGCUAUGCCAUUGGUGGCGUACUCGAACAAGCUGGACUGCCAAUUGGGUUCCUCAGUCAGGCUAUGACCCCCGUUCAACAAAAAUAUUCGAUAUACGAUCAAGACCUGUUGGCACUAGCCACAGCCCUAGACAAGUGGUCUCACGUACUCCGCGUCGGUAAGGUUACCGCAUGCACGGACCACCAAGCUCUUACCCACUUACGGAAGCUCCAGACGUCCAAGCCCUUGCGGGGACGCACCGCCCGGUGGUUAGAUUUCCUCGUGAAGUUUCCUUAUCUCACUAUCAUCUAUCUACAGGAUCCAGCUCCUCACACCCGGGGAAAGCAGGCCAACUACCCGCAGUUGGCUAGCAUUCGUCGUCGCCCGCCUCGGACUCGCCCGCACUCUCCUCCCGUUUCGCUCAAGGCCAACGAGACCCCUCCUGACGGCACCGAGCCAUCCGCCAUCCCCCCAGUGCAGCCCGCAGAUUCCGCAACCCUGGAUUGGCCGGCAGCUUAUGCGAAGUGUCCCGUUUUCCGGGUCCCCUACAACACGGCGGUUAAGGCAGUCGAUCUAUGGCAGCAGCUGUGUACGCGUUUUAACAUCAAACGCGCUUUAUCUUCCUCGUACCACCCCCAAAGCGACGGCCAAACUGAACGAGUAAACCGCACGCUCGAACAAAUGCUCCGCACCUACAUUCAAUCUGACGAACGCGAAUGGGAGCGAUUAUUACCUGCCCUAGAGCUCGCGUACAACAUCACUAGCCAUUCUUCCACCGAGCUUUCCUCCUUCGAGGUCAUUAUUGGCGAGAACCCCCUGGCCGCAGCGGAUCUCGAUGCCGUCGGUGCCUUCUCCCCUACCCUUACUCCGCCGAUGACCAAGCUCUUCCGCCAGCUCUGCGACCGGGCGCAGAGUCAUAUCCUGAAGGCAAAAGGUCUACAAACGCACUACGCAGACACCCACCGCCGCGAAGUGGAGUAUGCGUUAGUUCCUGACUGCCCCCGCGCCUCCGAGCUGGAACCUCAGGAGGCCGUUGUGGGGUGGCCUCCUACCCGAGAUGUCGCAGGUAACCCCACGGAUCGGUACGAAGUCGGCUACAUCAUGGACCAGCGUCGGUCCGGCGACGAGUUCCAAUACCUUGUCAAGUGGCGGGGCUACCCGGAGGACCAAGCCACCUGGGAACCUGCUAGCCAUCUGCACGGUUGCCCUGCACUGCUGCGCGCCUGGCGCCGCCGUCACCGGAACCGCCUUCCGCCCUGA